Molecule: messenger RNA, 1059 nt
Organism: Hydractinia symbiolongicarpus
Lineage: Eukaryota; Metazoa; Cnidaria; Hydrozoa; Anthoathecata; Hydractiniidae
Exons: 2
Coding region: 1-1059 (352 amino acids)
Source: RefSeq, a predicted model, not a curated record
AUGAAAAAGAAAGAACGAAAAAAAGUCUUGUUGUUAUUGUUACUUCGAAGAAGACGACGUAGCCUAGAAAGAAGAGCAUUAACAAAAUUGCAAAGAAGGAAAAGAUUUUGGGUCAGAGAAAUCUUUCUUAGAAGAAAAGAGCUUGGAGAAUACCAUCGUUUAUUUCAAGAACUUAAAGUUUCCGACAGAGAGUAUUUCUUUAGACAAGACACUCAUAUGAGAGAAUCGAUAUCAGCGGAACAGCGGCUGGUCAUUACCAUAAGGUAUCUAUCAAGUGGUGAUGCUCAGCAAUCUUUAUGCUAUUCCUUCCGUAUUGGCAAAUCAACAAUAUCAUCAAUUAUUUUGGAAACGUGUAUUGCAAUCUACGAGCAGCUCAAAAUCAAGUAUUUGAACGCUCCAAAUUCGCAGGAAGAUUGGCUAAGAAUUGCAGAUACCUUUGAAGCGAAUUGGAACAUGCCACAUGUAAUAGGAGCAAAAGAUGGGAAGCAUAUCAGGAUCCAAUGUCCAAAAUUCACAGGCACACAAUAUUAUAACUAUAAAGGUUUUUUUAGUUUAGUUUUAAUGGCAGUUUGUGAUUCAAAUUAUUGUUUCACAAUGUAUGAUGUGGGACAAUUUGGAAGCAACAAUGAGAGUGGGGUACUGGCCAAUUCAGCAAUGGGAAAGGCAUUGGAAGAAGAUGCAUUGAAUGUUCCCAAGGGCACGAUUAUUAAUCAAAACACCGGAGCAGUUCCUUUUUAUCUUGUUGGAGAUGAAAUUUUUCCUCUUAAAACUUGGUUAAUGAGACCCUACCCUGAAUCUGUUCUUACCAGUGAAGAAAAGAGAAUUUUUAAUUAUCGGCUUUCCAGAGCAAGAAGGGUAAUUGAGAACGCAUUUGGCAUCCUUAGCACCAGAUGGAGAAUCUUUCACAAGCCCAUCAAAGCUACCGUUAAAAAUGUGGAAGAUUACACUCUCGCUUGCCUCAGUCUUCAUAACUAUUUGAGACAAACCGAAAACGCUAUGUAUACUCCGCAGGGUUUCCUUGACUCUGAAAGCAAAGAUGGUCAGAUUAAGGAGGGAUAG